Messenger RNA from Ornithorhynchus anatinus (platypus), 822 nucleotides. It is a transcript of the gene ERH, whose product is annotated as ERH mRNA splicing and mitosis factor. Lineage: Eukaryota; Metazoa; Chordata; Mammalia; Monotremata; Ornithorhynchidae. The coding region runs from base 36 to 350 and encodes 104 amino acids. The transcript is spliced from 4 exons. The record is from RefSeq and is a predicted model, not a curated record.
GCGGCGGAGGAGGAGGAGGAGGAGAAGCCGGCGCCAUGUCCCACACCAUUUUGCUCGUGCAGCCUACCAAGAGGCCGGAAGGCCGAACUUACGCCGAUUAUGAGUCGGUGAACGAGUGCAUGGAAGGUGUCUGUAAAAUGUACGAAGAACACCUCAAGAGGAUGAAUCCCAACAGCCCUUCCAUUACAUACGACAUCAGUCAGUUGUUUGAUUUCAUCGACGAUCUUGCGGAUCUCAGCUGCCUUGUCUACCGUGCCGAUACCCAGACGUACCAGCCCUACAACAAAGACUGGAUCAAGGAGAAGAUCUACGUCCUCCUGCGUCGGCAGGCUCAGCAGGCCGGGAAAUAGUCGGGGCCGGGGGUCCCGGGGGGGAGGGGGCUCCGGGGGGGAGGGCUGGGGAAGCAGGCGUGUACAGUGUGCCGUAGUGGAAGUUUUGUAAUAUAGUAGUCCUCUUUCCAUUUUAUUACACCCUGGCCAAGAUUGAAUGUAUUCGAUGAGCGGGGAGAACUUACGGUCCAUCUGAAUCUCCCGAUUCCCCUUGGCUUUCUCGUCUCUCUCUCUCUCUCUCUCUUUUUUUUUUUAAAAACUUUUUUUUCCUUUUUUUAACUUGGAAGUUCGCGCAGACUUCUUUACCAAGUUGUAGUUGAGAGUUCCACUUUGGUCAGUUAACCGUUGGUUUCCAAACCUCUCCGAGCUGUUCGACGUCAAGGGGUCCCAAAAUUCACGGUUCUCGCCCUCCUGUGGGGAGGUAGCCCAGAGUUUCUGUAUUUCAGACACAAAGCUGUAGCGAAGAAUAAAAUAAAAACGCCCUUUAGUUAAA